Molecule: messenger RNA, 3320 nt
Organism: Magallana angulata
Lineage: Eukaryota; Metazoa; Mollusca; Bivalvia; Ostreida; Ostreidae
Product: pseudouridine-5'-phosphatase-like
Exons: 5
Coding region: 75-773 (232 amino acids)
Molecular function (GO): phosphatase activity
Source: RefSeq, a predicted model, not a curated record
GAUUUCUUCUGACUGUUUAUUUUAACAUUAACUUCGGGUUUGAAAUGCAGCUCUCUGUUGCAAACCCUUAAAAAAUGGCUGCGCCCAGAGUCACACCGGUAACUCAUGUUGUAUUUGAUGUGGAUGGAGUUUUAAUAGACACAGAACACUUGUACACAGAUAUUAUACAAGGCAUUGUGGGUAAGUAUGGAAAAACGUUCACAAUGGACAUCAAAGUGAAACAGAUGGGCAGGAAGGAACCAGAGGCUGCAAAAGUUGUCAUAGAGAGUCUAGAUUUACCAUUAACAGUUGACCAGUAUCUACAGAUGUCUCAUGAGCAACAAGAAAAAUUGUUUCCAUCAGUUGAACUUUUGCCAGGAGCAGAAUGUCUAGUAAAACACUUGCAUAAAAAUGGAGUCCCCAUUGCCACUGCUACUGGUUCACAUACACAGAGCUUUGAGCUAAAAACCUCGGGUCACAAGGAUUUAUUUUCUCUGUUCCAUCAUUGUGUCCUGAGUGGAGAUGACCCCGAAUGUAAACAUGGCAAACCUGCACCAGACUGUUUCCUGCUGGCUGCACAGCGAUUUCCUGACAAUCCUGAUCCCAGCAAAGUGCUGGUGUUUGAGGAUGCCCCCAAUGGAGUGGAGGCUGCUCAUGCAGCAGGGAUGCAGUGUGUGUGGAUUCCCCACAAGGGCAUCAACAAAGAGACUCACAGACACCUGGCUACGUUGGUGCUAGAGAGCUUGGAGGACUUCAGACCUGAGAUGUUCGGUCUUCCAUCAUAUGACAGCUGAUCGAUAGGGGCCCUGGAUAAAUGGCUCAUUUAGAUCCUAUGUCUCAGAGGGUGCUAAAGUAUUAAUUAGUUUUAAGUUUUAUUUAAUCAGGUUAUUAAUUGUGUGAUUCAAAUUGGUGGUGUUUUAUCAUAUAUAUGUACAUGAUUGUAUAUAUUAUUUUUCAUAUCAGAACCUGUGAUUUGUCACCAUUGAAGAUGGUAUGGUGAUUUGUAUAAAAGUACCAUCACAAUUUUUUAUUCAUGAUUAUUGAUUAUGAUUUUUCUGAUCUCAAAGCCAAUGAGAACUUAAGUUGAUUGGCUUUUUUAAUGUACUUUUUAAGCAUUUUAUAUUGUUAAUUUCAUUGUUGGCUUUUUUUUACAAUGAUAUUUGUAAUAUUACUGUGUUACAUGAAAAAGUAAUCCUGACCUUCAAUAUCUUUGCCAAACAUUAAAAAUCUUUAAGGUGUUUGGACCUUUUAGCUGCUGGAGACAUUACUAGUGCAAUUCCUAGUCUAUUUUAAAAUUUUGAAAAAAACAUUGAUAUAUCUACUUCAAAGAGAACUUUUUACUAAUGCAUAAAGAAUGUUUUAAGUAAAAAAUUAAUGAACUGCUCUCAUACACUUCAAAGAGAACUAAUAAUUGAGUAUCUGAUAGUUAAUCAGGUACUGCAUGGCCCACUCCUUUAUACCUCCUACUAAUUUGGCCGCUAUGACAGUAUAGCUGGUCUUGGAGAGAGGCUCUUUGUUGCAAUGUUGCUGAUGAUUGACUGUUGACAUCAGGCUCUGCAGGGCAAAAACAUUAAGGCAAGCUCACUUUUGAUCUGGAUCAGUCUCAAUUUUACAAAAGCAAAUACAUGUAUUAGGAUACAGUUCAAGGUGAUCCUGAGAUAAAAUAAAAAAGCUUUGUUUCUCUGCAAUACAGUAAAAUCAUGUAUGUCUUUUGAUUUCUGACUGAUUCCAUUUGUAUAAAUUAUACAUGAAUUGCCAAUCUUUUUCUGCUUAGCACAUUACAGUACUGGUACUUUAAUAAAGUUUGCUGUAGAUUUGUAGCUCCACAGGAAAAACCAGGUUGUGAGACAGUUGACUACUGACUGUCAACCCGAAUUUUUUAGGAGAGCUACAGAUCUGCCAAAAAUAAUGUUACAUGUAUCUGAUUUUAUGAAUAACAUAAAGCAAUGCUGUGUACAUACUUUUAAUUCAACAACAGACUUCAUAAAGCCACAGUUUACAUCCACUGCUUGCAGGGUACCAAUACUUAGAAGCUGACAGUGUUCUGUUAAUUCAGUGUGCAUUUCAUGCUAAAAGAUCACAUGCAUUUGCAUAUACUAAUUAUUAAUACAUUAAAGAGUGUAUAAACUAUCGUAGUCAUGAAUGGAUGUUAAUUAUUAUAUUCAACAAUUCUUGUAAUCAUAUUUAUACAUUUUAACAAAUUAAAAAUUUUAUUGUAUGUUGAUUUUUUUUCCAAUUUGAUUGAUGAUUAAAAGUAUAUUUUAUAUCAAAUACUAUCUGUGUAGUAGUUUUUUCAUGACCAGCUAGUUGGGUCUGCUUUUCGGGGUAUAUUCUCAAUCUCUGAUUUUAAUUGCAACAUAGAAAAAUAGACUCUCAAGGAAAAUACAUCAACAACACUCACUCCUAAAAAUAAACAGCAUUGAUUUGGGUUGUUUCCUUACACAAGUUUAUUUAUAAAUGAAACGAAUGCUGGAUUUUUAAUCUGAUUGUAAUAUUAUAACAGUUACUUUAUAAUGUUGUCUAUAAGUAGAGAUACACAGAUGUGUUAAACACAGGAUUUAUAGGUUUUAAGAUAGGAUGAUUGCACUGGCUUGUGUUUCCAUUUUUUCUUCAAUAUAAUGUUAUUACUAUUACUAUUAUACCGAUAGAUGCACAAGAUUAGGGAUUUUAUAUUGCAUAUAAAAUUUUAUUUUGGUUUUAGUUUAAAGUUUAUUGAGUUUAAUUUUCUUAUUGUAAGCAUUAGAAAGGUGCUAGUUGUAAAAUUGCUUUUGAUGAAGGAUUAUUGACGAUUUGAAAAGAAUGCGUAGUUUUUUUCUGAAUCAUUAUGUGCGUAAAAUAGGUGACACGCGGGUAGCGGUGAGUUUUUUGAAAAGGGGGCGGGGAAUAAUUUUGUUAUUUUUGUUUUUGUUUUAUUUUUCUACAAAGAUAAAUAGCAUAUCGUAGAGGAGCGGUUUUACAAAUUCUAUUUUAAUUACAUUCGAUUAAUAAAGUCGGAGGUUGCCAAAAGAUGCAAAAGAAAGAAGUGUGUGUGUGGUGGGGGGGGGGGAUAGUGGGUUAUUUCGAUCUUAUUAAUAUCUUAAAACUGGGGAAAGAGGUCUUAUCAGACACGUGGCAUAGUUUUCCAAAGUGGGGGGAUGGUAAAUUAAGAAAAAAAUAGACAUUGCCAAACUUUAGAAUCUUAUUCGAUGGGGAGGGGAUGCUUAAGGAGUUUAAUUUUGAUUUAGAAUUUGCCUUUUACUAUAUUAUUAAAUGGGCUGAUUCCCAUGUUGCUGCGCGCCUGCAUGUUAGUGUAUUAUCUUACGGGAGUGCUUGUUAAAUGAAAGGUGACUAGUGUAUGUAGA